UCUCUCUCUCUCUCUCUCUCUCUCUCUCACAUACACACACACACACACACACUGCCGGAUCUUUGCUGGGAACCAGACUCAAAAGGCGCACAGCCGGAGACGCAAUGUUGGUGAAGCUGACCGCGGCGCUGCUGGUUCUGUCAGUGCUGGAGCGGGUCGUUGGAUCGGAUAAUUUUGAUUUUCUCGAGCUGCCCGCGGAGAAGCCCGCGAGCCACAAAGGACGCCUCUCUCUGCAGAACACAGCUGAUAUCCAGCACUGCCUGGCGAGCGCUGGGGAUGUCGGCUGUGGCGUGUUUGAGUGCUUUGAGAACAACUCCUGCGAGAUCCGAGGGCUGCAGGAAAUCUGCCUGACGUUCCUGCACAACGCUGGCAAAUUCGACUCUCAGGGGAAGUCCUUCAUCAAGGAUGCCCUGAAGUGCAUGGCGCACGGUCUACGGCACAAGUUCAGCUGCAUCAGCAGAAAGUGCAUGUCCAUAAAGGAGAUGGUGUUCCAGCUCCAGAGAGAGUGCUACAUCAAACACAACCUGUGCUCGGCUGCUAAGGAGAAUGUGGCCGUCAUGGUGGAGAUGAUCCAUUUCCAGGAUCUCUUCCCUAAAGGUCCUUACGUGGAGCUGGUGAACAUUCUCCUCAGCUGCGGGGAGGAAGUGAAGGAGGCGCUGACCCGGAGCGUGCGGCUCCAGUGCGCGCAGAACUGGGGGGCCCUGUGCGACAGCCUGAGCCUCUGCUCCUCCCUCGUCCCGUCUCCCGCCAGCGCCGUCGUGGAGCAGCACCACCGCCACGCCUCGCCCCCCCACCCCGAGCCGGAGCACCACCCCCGCCCCCCGCGGCAGGGCGACAAGGACAAAGCCGGCAAGGCGGCGUUCGGCCUUCACCCGCGCAGCCGCGGCGGCCAGGGGCCUCGGCGCCACGGCCCAGAAACCGGAGCGGUGGCCGAGCAGGACGACCCCAAGGCCACCGACAUCCGGAGGUGAAGGCUCGAGGGACCUAUUGACCCCUUUCAACCCCGUCAAACAUUUCAAAGCCCCCGUUGCAGAUUUAUACACACAGUCACACACACACGCAGACACACACACCCACACAAACUCCUCGACAGACUGAGCAGAAGGAAACAAGCCCCGACUUUUCCUGUCUUCCUCCUCCUCUCCAGUCAUUCCAGCAGUCCCGUAAACUUGCAGGGUAAUUGUGGUGUAGACUUUAGGCCACAUUUUUUUUAAUAACAAAUGUUAUCAUGAUUAUUUCAGCUGUUAGGACUAUUUUGGCUCUAAUAUAGCAAGUCAUUACUUUCUCUAAGAUCUGAUUAUAUUUGUAUUAUUUAUUUUAUUCUUUAUGCAAUGUUAAAAAUUUCAAACUGUACAUAGAAAUAUACUUAUCUAUAUUUAUAUGAUCAUGUAUAAAUAUAGUUACAAUAUGCAAUACUGAUAUGCUAUUGACGACAAAGUAAAUGGUGUGCUAUCUGUUGUUCUCUUCACAGUGUUGCACCGUCACACACCGGUCUGUAGAUAUGUAAUAUACACCAUUAGCUGUUUCAAAGUGUGAAUGUGCGUUAUAGCUAUAGAUACUUGAUGAUUAAAUACAAGUUUUUGUCCAGUUCUGGCACAUAUGAGGUUUUAGCGCGUGACAAACUUGUGCAUUCUUAAGGAGGACGUCCACCCUAAAAGAGGAUGCAAAUGUAAAACCAAGACAAAAUGCAGGUCUUUUACGAAUAAAAGCGAUGAUAAAUCUUCUGUGAGCGCUUAAAACUGGUGAUGAUGAUGUUCGGCAUUGCUUUUUGAUUGGCAACAAAAAAUGGACUAAGAAACCAGACCUUUUAGUUCAAAGUAUUAUCGAUUUUGAAACUCUAGAGCACAAAGAUUCUCUUUUAGUCAACAUUGACAUCAGCCAAAAGAGGAUGAUCAGCUUCAAAUGUUAAAUCAUUAAGGUGCCUAAUCUCGGUAAUGUCCACAGUGACCGCUUCUCUGUGACCUAUUUGUUUAUCGUUAAGCUAUUUUUAUUUUUCCUGAUGAGCCACAAGAGUCUUCGAUUUUUGCACUUUGGAUGAUUGUCAGUUUGUGUUGAACUGCCUUUAGCUGGAGACAGAGAUACAAAUAAAGCAGAUAGUCUGGUCAUUUUUGAAGAGACAUUCAGUCAAAUACUGCAGUUAUUGAUCGUUAGUACCUUAUCUGUGUGAAGAAGGGAGCAGGAGUCUUUGUCCAGGCUAGGCUAAAAGCAAGGCUAAUGGCUAAUGACUCAACAGGAGGCUAACCAAAUGUAGUCCUGUUUUUCCCCUGCAUUUUUGAGGCCUUUAAAACAACUUUUUCAUAAAAUGGACAUAUUGGAGUAACAUAAUGCUAUGUAACUCAAAAUCAUACAGUUUGGUGCUGCUUUUGCAACAAAACAAUGCCCAUACGUCACUACACAGAUCUAUAGAUUAUAGUAUAUGCCAUUUAUAAUAUACUGCAUGUAGAUGCCAAUUAAUAUUAGAUAAUGUGGGAGUUUUUUUAAACAGUUAGUUAUACAUAACUCUAAGAAAUCAUUAAAAUGAAUCAAUCAAAAGUGGCCCUUCAUUUGGCUAGCCUAACCUGGACGAUAACUUUGGCUCUUAUAGCCAUACCCUUGGGCGGGGCCACAGGGGCAUUGGCCCCUGCUGCAAUUUGAUUGCCCCCCUUGAAGUGCCCCUGUCCUGUCACUCAUCUGUCCUUUGCCCACGAGUGAUGAUGCUGGGCGCAGUUCCGUGUCUAAACACUAGAGGCGCUAAUGAGCCAAAUAGAAAACUCCAGCAUGAAUCAAGCAGACAGAAGCAUUUUUCUUUUCUUAAAAUUUGAAAAAUCAUGUAGAAAAAGUAUUUUAACUCACAAAUGUUGGCUGGAUUAUCUCAGAUGUUGUGUGUUUGAGAGUAUUUCAUCUAUGUAUUGUAAAAUGCAUGUACAAUUGGUAAGGAGAAUUUACAGUGCAAGCUGAUUUAAAAUUUCAUAACAAGUGUUUAAAUGUGUGACUGUUUAAAUGUAUACACCUUACCAAAAUCAGCGAUUUGUGUGCAAGGAUGCUGAACAAAUACUUGGCCCCUCUACGAAUAUUGUGGCCCCUUGAUGGCCCCUUACUCAGAAAAAUCCUGGACCCGCCACUGUUUGUGACUGAUGUCACGGCUGAACAGAUGCAAACUGCUGAUGACUUUUUUUGACUGAACAACACUCCAAAAAUGAGCAGAAUGUUCCUUUAAGAGAAGAGCUGCCCUUUAAUUAGAGGCUAUGUUUCAUUUGGGCAACCUGGUUUCCUUAUCAGUGACAGGUCUUGCAUCGCCACAUGGCUCCUUUAGGGCCAGGUUGAGCCUCACCCCCCCUCACUAACCCCUUCUGUACUUGAGCCAUGCUGUCCUGCRCUGGCAUCCCAGAGGGCAGGAAACAGGCUUGAAAGAAACCUUCCAGAUCUCUGGCUGUCUCUAAAUUAGCCCUUAUUCCUCUCUGGUCUUCGGGGCCAGACACGAAGGCCUGUUAUUUUACCCCUUUUUAGAGCCACAGGCAGGCAGAGCAAGGACCCAGGAAAUGUGUUAGGUCUGCACACAGGGGCCCUGGUGUUGUUAUUUCUAAAUGUUACAUUUACUGAGGCCACCAGAGAAUUCCUCUGGGCCGCUGCCAGGAAGCAGGCAAACACAGGGAGGCAAAGAGGAAGAAAGCAAAGAGGGAGAGGGACACGGUCUUAACUUCUCCUCUUACUCUUCUUCUCUUGACCAUUUCAGGGCAGUCACAUGCUUCAAGCUGAAGAAGCACAGCAUGUGAGCCCAUUACACUCCAUGCUGAGGUGGGCUCUGUGCGAAAAGCAAAUAAAACUCACAUUUUGUGGCUCAGUCCUCAGUUUUUCUUUUCCUUACAUGCUUAAAGUCACGUCUUUUUUAUUUCAUCUUCUACAAAAUAUUUAAGGACUAUUAUAAGCAAGGCUUUUCAGGCUUUUGUUGUUUUAUUAUUGUUUUUUUUUUCAGUUGUGGAAGUUGGGAUUGCUGUGAAAUCCCAACAGAAGACAUAAGCUAAUCCUAUUGAGAAUGUACUGUAAGUGUUUUAAAGUGACAAUCUAUUCAGUUCUGUCAUUGGGUUUAUGUAUUUUUUUGUAAUAAUGUAGCUUGAGUGGCUUUAUGUAUGUGUUCAAAGGAAAAUAAAACUAACCAUGUCCCUGUA
Molecule: messenger RNA, 4145 nt
Organism: Austrofundulus limnaeus
Lineage: Eukaryota; Metazoa; Chordata; Actinopteri; Cyprinodontiformes; Rivulidae
Gene: stc2a
Product: stanniocalcin 2a
Exons: 4
Coding region: 105-971 (288 amino acids)
Biological process (GO): intracellular calcium ion homeostasis
Cellular component (GO): extracellular region
Molecular function (GO): hormone activity
Source: RefSeq, a predicted model, not a curated record